UCUUCCUCCUCGAUUUUCUCUCCUCUCUCUCCUUCUCUGUCUCGUCUCCUCCCCCCUCGUCCGCGCCUCCCAUUUGGUCGUCUCGUCUCGUCUCGUCCCGUCCCGUUCCGUCCCGCAGAUCCGCGAGCGCCGGGGCUCUAGAGAGGGAAGAGAGGGACGCGCGCGGAGCAGAUGGCGUCGGAGGCGGGGGCGAGCAGCAAGGUGGUGCUGGUGACGGGCGGGGCCGGCUACAUCGGCAGCCACGCCGUGCUGCAGCUGCUCGCCGCGGGCUUCCGCGCCGUCGUCGUCGACAGCCUCGCCAACUCCUCCGAGCUCGCGCUCCGCCGCGUCGCCGCGCUCGCGGGGGACCAGGCCAAAAACCUCGCGUUCCACAAGGUUGAUAUCCGUGACAAGGAUGCACUGCACAAGGUUUUUGCUUCAACAAGAUUUGAUGCUGUUAUUCACUUCGCUGGACUGAAAGCUGUUGGAGAAAGCGUGCAGAAGCCAUUGCUUUAUUACGACCAUAAUGUUGUUGGUACAAUAAAUCUUCUGGAAGUUAUGGCAGCUCAUGGAUGUAAGAAGUUAGUGUUCUCAUCAUCAGCUGCAGUUUACGGAUCACCUAAGAAUUCACCCUGCACCGAAGAGUUUCCUCUCACUCCACAUAACCCAUAUGGCAGAACCAAGCUUAUGGCUGAGGAGAUAUGCCGUGAUAUAUACCAUACAGAUCCUCAAUGGAGUAUCAUUUUGCUUAGGUACUUCAAUCCGGUUGGGGCUCACCCCAGUGGAUACCUUGGUGAAGACCCAUGUGGAACUCCUAACAACCUUAUGCCCUUCGUUCAGCAAAUUGCUGUUGGGAGGAGGCCAUCACUAACAAUCUUUGGAAAUAACUAUGCAACGAAGGAUGGGACAGGGGUACGUGAUUAUAUUCACGUGGUUGACCUUGCUGAAGGACAUCUUUUCGCAUUACGGAAGCUUUUUGAAAACUUAUCUAACAUAGGAUGUGAAGCAUACAAUCUUGGAACUGGAAAGGGGACAUCAGUGUUGGAGAUAGUCAAUGCAUUUGAGAAGGCUUCUGGAAAGAAAAUUCCUUUGGUCAUCGGUCAACGGCGCCCUGGUGAUGCUGAGAUUCUCUUUUCAUCGACUGCAAAAGCAGAGAGAGAGCUCAACUGGAAAGCGAAAUAUGGCAUCGAAGAAAUGUGCAGGGACCUGUGGAACUGGGCUAGCAAGAACCCUUAUGGAUAUGCGGCAUCUGAGUCUUCCAAGCAGAAUGGUAAUUCACACUGAACAACACCGAUUGUUCUGUGUGGACUCACUUGUACAUGCAACGUAGUGCCAACCAGGAUAAAUGUAGAUCUAGUCAGUCAGUCAUACAGAGAAAAGUUCUAUAGGCUUAGGAAGAAUGUUAUCUCCUAGCAUAAAUGCUCCAGUAUCGGUAUAACUCAAUCUUCUAAAUGCAUAUAGUUUAUCAAACUUUUGGGAGCAUUUCUAUAGUCAAUCAGCUAAUUCAAUUCUUUUGCUGCUUAUUGAGUUGUGUUGCCUCCGACAGAGCAUGAUACAGAUUUCAGCAUCACAAAAAAUGCAGCUUAUACGAUUUUUCUGUUGUACCUGUAAUAUUUUUUUCUUUGCAAAGGUUGUAUCUGUAAUAUUAAUGAGUGGAACCACAGUAAUACAUCCAUUUCAACUCUUUGGACUUC
This is a messenger RNA of Phragmites australis (common reed), 1673 nucleotides long. Its product is annotated as UDP-glucose 4-epimerase 4. Gene Ontology annotation, biological process: rRNA processing; galactose metabolic process. Gene Ontology annotation, cellular component: cytosol. The transcript is spliced from 9 exons. NCBI's taxonomy places the organism in Eukaryota, Viridiplantae, Streptophyta, Magnoliopsida, Poales, Poaceae. Gene Ontology annotation, molecular function: UDP-glucose 4-epimerase activity; RNA binding. Bases 172 to 1263 code for a protein of 363 amino acids. The record is from RefSeq and is a predicted model, not a curated record.